Molecule: messenger RNA, 1799 nt
Organism: Chiloscyllium plagiosum (whitespotted bambooshark)
Lineage: Eukaryota; Metazoa; Chordata; Chondrichthyes; Orectolobiformes; Hemiscylliidae
Source: RefSeq, a predicted model, not a curated record
CUUAGUAACGAAGCUCUGAGAAAACUGCAACUCAGGAGCAGUUCAGAGUCUGCAGAUGGAUUUGACUAAGAAGCACACAGAUUACUUUGAAGGUGUAUGGAUCUUUGGUUAGACCACACUCUGAGCUGAACUUUGCAGUUCCCCACUAGCAGCUUUGCAGGCAGAUAGGAGUGCAAAAACAAUCUCUGGAUGACCUACUGGCCACCCUCUCACCCAUUCCUGGCCUGACUGCAAAUUUAUGGAGGAUAGGCUCAUCUGGAAAAGGAGUUAAUUGGUACUCAACAUGAGCACUUUUCCCAAAUGGUUCAAUUCAGCGGAAAGCCCUUUGGCUAGUGUUGAAACUGAGUUCAUUAAGAAUCUCCAGCAACAGAUCUAUUAUCUAGAACUUGAAGCCAACUUUCUUCGCACUCAAACAAAAAAGUCUACCACCCUCCAACCAAAGGUAGAAUUGGAAGCAAAGCGAAUGUUACAGAAGCUACAGGAGAUGCGUUCUCAAGUUGAUGGUCUACACUUAGAACUGAAAAGAAAAGAAGCCAAUUUAAACAUGUUGCAGACUCAAAAAGAGAAACUCAGCAAUGAAUUUAAUCUCUCAGAAGAUUCUUAUUUGAAGGAAAAGCAUUCUCUUGUGGAAGAAAUACUACAGAUGAAGAAAAUGAAGGAGAUCACAGACAUGGCCCUCUCUCACAAAGAAAUGGAGUUGCUGCAAAGCAAACAGGAACUGGAAAGACAAGUCACGAAACUAAAGAACAAUCAGCAUAAAGUUACAGUUAUAAAGCAACAGAUUGAACAGAGAUCAGAGCAAGAGAAGAUGAUUGGGACACAACUAGGAGAAAAGAGUCUAGAGCUAUUAAAAGUGCAGUCAGCUCUCCAGGAGAUGGAGGAAAAAUACUAUUCAAAGACAGCCACAAUGCAGGCUAAAAUUACACGUGAUUUCAGAGAUGAGAUCCGUCAUCUUUACCAACAACUCCGUGAGAAAGAGGUGAUGAGAGAGCAGGACCGCUUCCUCAGGAGUAAAAUAGCAGAUGACUGUGCUGCGAUGACCAAGGAAAAUGCUGUGCUACAUUCACAGACUCUGGAGCUUAAUAAACAAUUGGAAAGGGAGAGAAUGCUGAAAGAGGAGACAGAUAUUUGUCGUUCUUCCAGUGUCGUUCAACUGAUCACUGUAAAAGGCCAAGAGGAGCAACUGCGGUAUGAAGUCAAACGACAUAAGGAACUCCUAGAAAUGGAGAAAAUAAAAUUUAAGGAAUUAAUGGAAAAGAUUCUACUUCUUGAGCAAGGGAAGACUUCAAUUGAACUGAAUGAAGCCACUGUGCGCAGUCGUAUAGCUGAGAUAAAGAGCCGAUUUUCAUGUGAUGAAGAAGAAAACCUGCAGCUCCAAAGGGACAAAGCACUACUAGUUGACCUUAUUACUGAUUUACAGAAGCAGCUUUCAAGUAAGGAGGAAGAACUUUCUCAAAUCUACUCAGAAAUACAAUUGUUUGAACAGGACAUUUCUACUUUGAAGUCCCAGAAUGCAAUGGAUCAGUCCUUCGGCUCUGAAAAAUGGCAGCAACUUGCUAAAUCGACCAGCUCUGUGAUGGAAUUAACUGGACCAAUGAGGAGAAGCAUUAAAACAAAGACUUACUAAUGGUUGGGUCAAUUACAUUCUGACUUACAGUGAAUGUCGAUGAAAUAAAUAACAAAAAACCUGUGUCUCUUAAAAAUGUCAUUGAAAACUCAUUUCUAGGGUAUAGGUUUGCUCACUGAGCUGUAGGUUUGAUAUCCAGACGUUUCAUUACCUGGCAAGGUAACAUCAUCAG